AUGGCCACUGAUUCCAUUAUAAAUGAACCUGAGUGUGAGGACUUUGUCAUUGACAUUCCAUUAGUCGACCUUCCCCUUGUGAACUGGCCGGAAUGUUGUAUCUACAGGGUUUCGAAGCAACUACGCAACGUAAAUGAAAAAGCCUACACUCCUAAGCUAGUCUCAAUAGGCCCUUUUCAUCACAAUGGGGAUGGAUUGAAGGACAUGGAAAUGCAUAAAAUUGGAUAUUUUAAGAAUUUCCUGUAUCGAACCGGGAAAAGCCAUGAGAAUCUUUUAAAGAUCAUUAUAGAUAACGAAGCAAAAAUCCGUCGUUGCUAUUCAGAAGACUUCUUUGAACUCAAGAGUAAAGACUUUGUGCAAAUGAUUUUAUUGGACGCCAUCUUUAUAAUCGAGCUCUUUUGUAAUUGGAUGGUCGAUCGAUAUAAACUUAAUCGAAAUGAUUACAUAUUACGUAAACCAUGGCUGGAAAUCGGUAUACAACAUGACUUGAUAUUACUUGAGAAUCAACUUCCUUUUUUUGUUCUUGAGAAAUUAUAUAUGUUCGCCUUCAAUGACUCUUCUGGUUGCAACCAUCGUGAAGAAGGCAAGCAAAUUGGCGAACACAAAAGGGAACUGAAAAGACAGGAUGCUCCCUUUGUCAAGCUUUCACGCGAUUAUUUUUCUGACUAUGAUGAAUAUGGAAUCGGUCAUCAGCAAGUAACUAAAAAACCCAUCGGUGAGGAAGUAAAACACUUCACAGAUUUGCUAAGAUAUUUGUUAUGUUCAUCAGUACCGGACUUUUCCAUUGAUCAAACACCUUUGCAUACUCAAUAUUCUGCCAAAAAGCUUGAUGACGCAGGAUUGAAAUUCAAAGGAGCUAAAAAAAAAACAUUACUUGAGAUACAAUUCCAUCAGAAUAGGUGUCGGUACUUCGAUUGCUCAUGCUUCCUUUCCUGCUUACCAUUCUUUAAAUGCUGUACCUUGGAAGUCCCACCCUUUGAGAUUCACGACUAUACUGAAGCUGUUUUCCGAAAUCUCAUGGCCCUGGAACAAUGGCAUUAUCCAUAUCAUGCAUACAUAUGCAAUUAUGUUAGGCUAUUGGACUGUCUUAUCAACACCGAAGAAGAUGUAGAUUUGUUUGUUAAAAAGAAGGUCAUUGUUAACAUGCUUGGUAGCAAUGAUGCAGUGGCGAAGCUAAUUAACACACUCUGUGAUCAGAUUACGGAAGCUAAUUCAUGUUACCAUGAUAUCGCUCAAAAGCUUAAUGACCACUAUGAUUACUCUUUCAACCAUAUGUUGGCAACCCUAACAAGAGUGUAUUUCCCCGAUAUUUGGAGAGGAACUGCAACUGUGGUUGGACUAAUUGUCCUAGGUUUCACUCUCUGGAAUUUCUCUAAGACUUAA
Molecule: messenger RNA, 1383 nt
Organism: Alnus glutinosa
Lineage: Eukaryota; Viridiplantae; Streptophyta; Magnoliopsida; Fagales; Betulaceae
Product: UPF0481 protein At3g47200-like
Exons: 1
Coding region: 1-1383 (460 amino acids)
Source: RefSeq, a predicted model, not a curated record